Molecule: messenger RNA, 1226 nt
Organism: Leptosomus discolor (cuckoo roller)
Lineage: Eukaryota; Metazoa; Chordata; Aves; Leptosomiformes; Leptosomidae
Source: RefSeq, a predicted model, not a curated record
GUCGGUUGCGGCUGGCAGUGUGCUGUGGUUUUUAUCUGAGAGAGUGCUUUACGGUUUUCCUUUCCUUCCCAGAAUUGUUCGAGAAGAAGAACUAUGAGCUGAGAAUAGCAGGAGGUGCUGUGAGGGAUUUGCUCAGUGGAAUGACACCCCAAGAUGUAGAUUUUGCCACUACAGCUACCCCCGCAGAGAUGAAGGAAAUGUUCACGUCUGCUGGCGUUCGUCUGAUCAAUAACAAGGGAGAAAAACACGGAACCAUUACUGCCAGGCUCCAUGAACAGAAUUUUGAAAUUACUACUCUUAGAAUCGAUGUGGUCACCGACGGACGGCAUGCAGAGGUGGAAUUCACCACUGACUGGGAAAAGGACGCUGAAAGGCGGGAUCUGACUGUCAAUUCCAUGUUUUUAGGUUUGGAUUAGGUGCUGUAUGAUUUUUUUAAUGGGUAUGAAGACUUGAAAAACAAGAAAAUUAGAUUCGUAGGAAAGGCAAGUGAGCGAAUACAAGAAGAUUAUUUACGAAUCCUAAGAUAUUUCAGGUUUUAUGGAAGAAUUGCAGAGAAACCUGGCGAUCACGAACCUAGUACACUGCAGGCAAUUAAAGAAAAUGCCAAAGGUUUGGCUGGAAUAUCAGGAGAAAGGAUUUGGGUGGAGCUGAAAAAGAUUCUUCUUGGAAACCACGUAAAUCAUUUGGUUCGACUUAUGUAUGAGCUGGAUAUCGCCCAGUACGUAGGACUGCCGCUUGAUGGAAAUCUAGGGGAAUUCGACAGAGUCACUACAAACGUUCAAAAUCUGUGUCCAAAACCGAUGACUGUUCUGACAUCACUGUUCAAGGUGAAGGAUGAUGUCACAAACCUUGACCUGAGACUGAAAAUCUCAAAAGAAGAAAAAAACCUUGGCCUUUUUUUAGUGAAGCACCGGCAAGAGUUAACCAAAGCUGCGGGUCCAGAACCACUUAGACCAUACCAGGACUUCAUCAUGGAUUCUAGGGAAGCCAACACAAAUUCCAAGAUCUAUGAGCUUCUGAAAUACCAAGGAGAGGAACAUCUGGUAAGGGAAAUGCAGCAAUGGACUAUUCCUUCUUUCCCUGUUAGCGGCCAUGAUUUAAGAAAAAUGGGUGUAUCUUCUGGAAAAGAAAUUGGAACAGCCUUACAGCAGUUGAGGGACGAAUGGAAGAAGAGUGGCUACCACAUGGAUAAAGAAGAACUGUUGAGUUGCCUGAAGAAGUUGUAA